AUGACUGUAAUGCUGUGCUGGAUUGUGAAGCUGUGGAAAUAGAUAAAGUUCAGAGGAAAGAGGUGUAGCCAACAUCCUCUGUGAUAACAUUCCUACGGACCUGUUCUUCACCAACCAAUCACUGUUCAGCAAACAGGUAUAGUGACACAUGCCACACCUAUGACAGGCAGCAGCACGUGAAUGAAAGACGGAGGUUAAGAAACAUAUGAAAAGCUUGCACUGGUUUAAAACUAUUCUCAAAAAAGAAAAGGGAGAUUGUUAACUGUUUAAGAAUUUGAAUUAAAUUCAUUGGGGCGGUGCUGUUAAAAGUGCGUAGACAACGACAACAAGGAACUGUUAUCUGAGAAAAGGAAAGACAAAAACAAGCAGUGGUGGAGGAUGGACACAUGGCUGAAUCAAGUCCAGAAGCAUCCAGCCCUCUCUGUAUUGUGCUGCUCUGUGGCCUUCAGGAUCCUUCACAGGUUACUGCAGACUGUGCCGAGUCCCAGCAUCGUGGAUGCAGACCCCUGGAGGUCAUGGAAGUGGAAGAACCUUUCAGUGUCACUCGUCCACUCUUUGCUAACUGGCACUUGGGCUGUUGCCUGUGUAAUACAGCAUCCAGUGAUGGUGCAUGAAAUCCGUUCAACCUACACGCCUCCCUCCUACCUGCUAGUCAUCGUUUCGUCUGGAUACUUCAUGCAGGAUGCUGGUGAUAUUAUCUUCAGUGGAUAUGCAAAAGCAUCUUGGGAAUUUCUGCUGCACCAUGUUAUGGUGAUUUGGUGUUUCCUGUACGCCGUGUUCACACAUCUUUAUGUGGCAGGUGCAGUUGUGGCCUUGUUUGUGGAGGUGAACAGUGUAUUUUUACACACACGUUUAUUACUGAAACUGGCCAAAGUGGCUCCGAAUUCCCUCCUUUACUCCAUCAACAAAGUGGUUAAUGUACUGACCUAUGUAGUCUUCCGGCUUGGAGCGCAGUGUUAUCUCACCUGGUACAUCAUAUAUCACUAUUCAUCCCUGGAUCACGCCUUCUGCUUCCUAAUAACUAUGUUCCUCAUGGACAUCAUGAUUCUCGUUUAUUUUUACCGCCUCCUCUGCACUGAUUUCUUCUCCAAGCGCCGUCCAGACAGAAGUACCCAUAAAUUUGCUGAUGACUAAAUCAACAAUGCUUGGCAGGGGUUGAUUAUGGUUCUUCUCUUAAAAAAAAAAACACGCGACAACAAACUUUUAGUCUACAUGACAGCUGUAUUAACACAAAUCUCGGUAUGUUUUUGAAUCAGAGACAAUGAUCUACAUCUUGUAGGCUACAUGUAAAAAUGAAAAAGAUACUUGACUAGUCUUUUAUUAUGUUCCAUUUUCUACACAUUCGCACAUUUUCAGGAAAAAAAACCUUAUGGUAGUGUAUCAGAUUGCAAAUCUAGAUAUUGGUAGAAAAUCAACCUUAUAAUUAUCACACUGGAAACUCAGAUAGCUUCAUCUUCAACUGUGCUUUUUGAAAAGUACUGAAUCUCACGGAUGUUGGCCACAUAGUUUCCUUAAAUUUAUUUGCACAUCCACAAAAUUGGCUUUAUCAAUUUUACCAAAAUGAUGAAUUUUCCUAGUUUCUAAAUACUGAUAAACCUACCUCAGACUCAAAAUCUGAAAGGAGCAAUGUUACCUCACAAACAUGCUGACGUACGUAGAAUUAUGCUUUUUUUCUAAUCAUUUUCUUUUCCCCAUCAAGUAAUAUCUUAAACCUUAAUGCUUAAAAUCGUUUCACUGCAUUAAAAUUUAGUAAUACACCUUUUUUCAGGGUGUUUUCUGUCUAACAAGAUUUGUGCUCAUGUUUUCAUAGUGUGUGAAAUGUAUAGUUCAAUGCAAUGAGUCGCUUUGGAUAAAAGCAUCUGCCAAAUGCAUAAAAAUGUUAAAAAAAAAGUGUAUUAUCCAACGAUUUAACUUUGGCACAUGGCACCAUUUGACAGCUGACCUAGAGAGAUUUGAGACAAUGGAUUCUGAUUAUCUAUAAAAGUAUUAGUUAAUAGCAGAAUAUCUCAUGCACAACAUUUUAAGUGCAACGAUAAUGUUUAAUUCAAUUUCAGUAAUUCAAAAAUAAUAUCCAUAAAUUUGCUAUCAUUCUUUCCAAAUCUUCAACU
Molecule: messenger RNA, 2108 nt
Organism: Triplophysa rosa
Lineage: Eukaryota; Metazoa; Chordata; Actinopteri; Cypriniformes; Nemacheilidae
Gene: tlcd1
Product: TLC domain containing 1
Exons: 4
Coding region: 379-1134 (251 amino acids)
Biological process (GO): phospholipid homeostasis; membrane assembly; plasma membrane organization
Cellular component (GO): plasma membrane
Source: RefSeq, a predicted model, not a curated record